Molecule: messenger RNA, 3848 nt
Organism: Columba livia (rock pigeon)
Lineage: Eukaryota; Metazoa; Chordata; Aves; Columbiformes; Columbidae
Product: tetraspanin-15
Exons: 13
Coding region: 2685-3587 (300 amino acids)
Cellular component (GO): plasma membrane
Source: RefSeq, a predicted model, not a curated record
GGUGCCAGCGAGCGAUGGGCAGAGCCGGCACGGAGAGACCUCCCCUUGUCCCCCCCGGUCCCCUCCCUCUGUCCGCCCCCCGGUCCCCUCCGUCCCCAUCCCGCUCCUCUCAGCUUGUGGAACCCCCAGGUUUCCCUGCACCCCCCAUUUUCACACCUCCUCACCCCUUUUCCAACCCCUUUGCCCUCUAAAUCUUGCCACGCUUGCAUCCUUUAAGGGAAGCGUUGGGGCUAAACGUGCUCUAAAAAAUCACUGCGAGUUUAAAACAUGCUGAUAAUUGCAAAGCAGGUCCCGUUAGGCUGGCGAAACCUUCCCCGCAAAGAGUCUUUUUCUCACAUGAAUAAGCUGUUGGAGUCUAAUUAAACCGCAAACAGAGAUUUAGCACCUUCCCACAGUCCAGGCUGAUAAUAUCCACCAGACAGGGGUGAUUUUAACUUACUCCUCUGGUGUUUUUAUUGGGAAAAAAAAUACCGACUGUGUUGCUGCCUGCCAGGAGGAGCUGCUUUUCCAUCGGGAAACACAAUUCCAGUGCAACGAAGAGGAAAAUCGCCUCGGAAAGCUGAGCGUGUCCCUCCGCUUUGCUAAAGGAUGCUCCCAAAUCGCAGCCUCCCAAAUGGUUGGCAGAGGAGAUGGGGGUAAAGCUGCAGCUCCCUGAAAACCUGGACAAAUUUGGGUUUGAAUUGCGCAGCCGAACCUCACAAAGGGAGGAUGCCGGGCCUCGGGCUGGAAAUCUUUAAACUCCACCACCAGAGCCUCCUGCUGCUCUUUGACGCGUCUUCAGCCCAAAAUCGCCGGAGCCUAACGCGGGUGUCUUAGCAACGCUCCCGACCUCGCCGGGGUGGAUGGUGGUGAAACAAAGACCUGGCUCGGAGGUUUCCAUGCCAGGUUUCCACCUUCAACUGCAACGCAGCGGUUUCUCCUCCAGCUUCUUGCUCCAGAAUUACGUGUCGCAUCUGAACAGCCAAAGGGGCUUUGAAGGACCCGCUGAGCCGUGGAUGGGCUGAAGGAUGAUGUGAUUGAUGGUGUCCAGCUCCGGAGAAGCCCAAAGUGUCGUGUCUCAGCAGGAAACCUGCCUGUCAGGCUUUGAGCCAGGAGGGAAUCGAGGUGAUGCUCUGAGGGCAGAAGGUGCAGCGAAUGAAUUAAUUAAGGAAAAAAAGGAAAGCGGCUCGUCCCAACGUUCACCGCUAUUUAAUUAAAGGUAUAAAACAGCGCUGAAUAGCUGGAGGGAACAAAUCUGCUCCAGAUGCUCUAUAACACUUGCCCGUUGUCUCCGUGCCCCGAUUAUUCACUAUUUUGCACCAAGAACCAGUAGGAAAUGCUUCCAGAGCACAAAGUUUAACCCAAUAGCCAAGAAAAGGUCACUGAAUAGCUUCUUUAACCCCUCGCUGAGGAUGAGAAGGAGCAAGACGCAAGGAGGAAAACUGAACGGGUGCAAAAGCAGAACGUGGCGCAAACUCAUCCCCUCCGGUGACAGCAUUUUAAUCUCACAAACUCCUGCCUCGAGCAUUGACAGAAGGAAAAACUCUCCAGUUUGGCCCCCAAAAGAACAACCGCAUUCCGCUCGCUAUAACUCUUUGUUACGGUGAGAGCCCCGCGCGCGUUUCUGAGCGUCGGCCUUUUAUUUAUUAAAUGAGAGCUUUAUUUCGACCCAGCGACGGCUGCCAGAAGCGCUCGAAAUGAAGAGCGAAGAUUAUCCGUAACGCAAACAGCCCUGCUCUCCAGCCUGGGCGCAAAUGAAAUGAAGUCGGCUAAAUUAGAUGAUCGCUCCAAGCAAUUGAAACCCAAAUACAUCUUGCUGGGGUCGCCUCUCUUCUUUCCUCCGCAUGGCGUUUUUUAGGCGUUGAUUUGUGUGUUUGCAAGACGAUAGUGUGUUUCCAAGUAAUUAAAAGCUCGUUAGGGGAUGUGCUUCGUGUGGAUCGUUGCUGCGAUGGUGGGAAACAGCGCGGAGCUGGCGGGAGGAUGCGUCAUCUCCUGGAAAGGGGAAUUUAGGGAUAAUUUAGGGGGUGGAUUUUGGUAUCUGGGCUCUGUGCAAAUCUGCAGCUUCAUGCACAUCUUCCCUGAGUGGUUUUCAGCUCGACUCUUCGCAAUCCAGCGGUUGCACCGCGUGGUUUGAGCGUCGCAACCGUCGCUUGAGAUGAGCAGAAAGGUUUUGGCUGUAAAUGAAGAGGGUUUGUUCGCUGCUGGCCCUGAAUUCCCAGAGAAAACUCCUGGCUCCGUUACGCUUUCCUGCAGCACGACUCUAUUUUUUGGCUCUGCCAAAAAAAACCACCGGUUAUAAAUAGUCGAGUGGCGCAACUAAACCCUGGGAUUCCCUCCUUAAAAGCAUUUCCGAAGGGAGUUUGAGAAAUUGCCAGAUUUUGGGUGUUGUCAGACGAGCGCUGUUGUUUCCGGGCGGGUUGUGCUUUCAUGUGCUUUGCUUUCCAAAGAGAAGGUGCUUGGAUUCCAUCCAACGGGAAGCGGCGCCGAGACGCCGUCCUUGGAGAUCCCGCCCGCGGAGACACCUCCAAGCGCCGGGCAGCUGAAAGUGGUGUCCAAAGGAAGGUUUUACACACAGUAGCAAGUUACAACAGGUAAAACUGGACGUUGUUCUCCAAGCAACUACUCGGGGGGCACUUCUGCUGGAUUUGCAGCCGCCGCUUCACCCUUUGCUGCCGUGGAGCUCCUGGGAUGGCUACAGGAUUGCCAUGAACUUGUUCAGUACACCAGCGAAGAUCCUCGGCCUCGUGAUCCUGUGCGUGGGGAUUUACGCCGAAGCGGAGAGGCAAAAGCACAAAACCUUGGAAGGGAUCUUCCUUGCCCCGGCCAUCAUCCUCCUCCUGCUGGGUUUCACCAUGUUCGGCGUCUCCUUCGUGGGCAUGGUGGGGAGCCUCAGGGACAACCGCACGCUGCUCAAGACGUUCUUCUGGGUCCUUCUGGUGAUCUUCCUCACGGAGCUGCUGCUGAUAUUCAUCGAAAUCAUCUUUGAAAACAAGAUGAAUGCCGUUUUCCACUCCAACAUCCAAGAGGGCAUCAGACACUAUUACGAUGACCUGGACUUCAAGAACAUCUUGGAUUUUGUACAAGAAAAGUUUUCUUGCUGUGGUGGCGAUGAAUACCGGGACUGGGCGGUGAACCAGUACCACUGGUGCAACGGCAGCGGGCCGCUGGCGUGCGGGGUGCCCUACACCUGCUGUGUCAGGAGGGUCACCGGAGGGGUCAUUAACACCCUGUGUGGAUACCGGACGCUCGACAAAGAGCGCCUGGAGCUGCUCGACGUGAUCCACGUGCGCGGCUGCAUCCACGCCGUGGGGCUGUGGCUCAAAGACAACUUCGAGGCCACUCUGGGCAUCGUUUGCUCCCUGCUGCUUCCACAGGCGAUCGGCCUCGUGAUGGCUUGGCUGUAUUGGCAGAAGCUCGACGAGAUCUACGCCAAGCUGGACGCCGUCGACUUCAGGAUCCUGGAGACGCGGGAUUUGAGUUUCGGGGCGCUGGACCUGAGCGGCGCAGGCUGGUGCUGGUGCCUGCCCAGGGAAGGGGGUUACGUCCCCGUCAGCGCCGACGAUGAGGAGGAUGAAGAGGAAGGGACCUCCCACUGCAGCAAAGUGUGAGAAGGACCGAAAAGCAUCUUGGAGCGAAGCUCUUAGGGCAUCGAACAUGGAAAUGACGUGAUUUAUCUUCUCAGGGUCAGGAGGUACUUUGGGGGAAACUGCAAAGUGCCACUGGAAGGGUUAGAAAAAAUACAACGUACUGUGCAGGCACAUGAGCUCCCCGGGCUCUUUUGUGCUAUUUUGACAUUUUGAAGUGUUUGUACAUCUUAUUAGUUUGGUUUUUUUUACGGAAUAAAUGUGAAUUAUGUUGUGUUUUGCAAA